AAGAUGGAACGAGAUGGAUUUUGGCCGAUAUUCUGCAAAUUUUCUCACCGAUUACACAUUUGAUCUCAAUAUAGUUUUCUGUUUCCAAAACUAAAAUAUGUCACGAACAAAGUGGACUACUUUAUGUAGACUUUAGUCUUUGUCAAAGUUACGGGGGGAAAAAUGCAUUGUUUAGGAGUGCAAAGGCGAAUUAUUACACACGCGCACUCCACACAGUAGGCGUUCCCUAAUGGAAAUAUGCAAAUGUUGGUUAGAACGCGCCAAUAGGAUCUCGCUAGCUCGGGCUUGGCUCUGUCCACUAUGACUCAUUCGUUCCCGUUUGAAACGACGGCCUGUGGUCUAUCUUGGUUCUCGUCUACAGAUCUUUGUUCGUAUUCAAUAGGGCUGUUGUGUGUUGGUGAGGAGAGAUUGCAGCUGGCCCUGGGAAAUAUUCAGUGUGGAAAGAAGAAAUAAUACAGGAACAAAACAAAUAGUUUUACUAAGAGUGCCGUGUUUAUAUGUGAGGAAUUUGGUGAGAGCAUUCAACGUAUCGCAAUAAGCUGCAUAAUUUACCGCGGAUCCCAAGGAUCCAUCAUGAUGAAACGGCUCAGGUCUACAAGCAGCAGUGACAGUUCUGACAAUGAGAGUCCUUCCACCUCCUUCUGCUCCUCUAACAAGUAUGGAAGUAAACCUGGAACCCCUGCCUCCGUGCCCAAGAAACCAGCAGAGGUGUUCAGGAAAGACCUGAUCAGUGCCAUGAAGCUGCCAGACUCUCACCAUGUCUCCCCUGAAGACUAUUACCUGCUGGGGGACACCUGGAGACAGGAGUGGGAGAAGGGGGUGCAGGUGCCGGCCUUCCCUGAAACCAUCCCACACGCCUCUAUCAGGAACAUAGAGGAGAAGCCCAAGGAGGUGUUGUUCACCCUACAGAAGAGGUAUAUCCAGUGUUGGAGCCAGGCCUCUACAGAGACGGGUUACGUUAACAUCAAGGAGCUGGCUGAGGCCAUGUGCUCUUAUGACCUGGAUAACAUGGACCUCUACUGGCUGCAGGCACUCAACGCUGAGCUGGAACACAUGGGGGAGGGGCCUGUGGACGAGUUGACGCUGGAGCGCACCAUGGAGGCGUUGGAGCGUCAGUGCCAUGACAACAUGAACCACGCCAUCGACACGGUAGAAGGGCUGGGCAUCGAGUACGACGAGGAUGUCAUCUGUGACGUGUGUCGCUCCCCCGACAGCGAGGAGGGCAACGACAUGGUCUUCUGUGACAAAUGUAACAUCUGUGUUCAUCAGGCGUGUUAUGGUAUAGUGAAGGUGCCAGAUGGUAACUGGCUGUGCAGGACGUGUGUCCUGGGCAUCGACCCCCAGUGUCAGCUGUGCCCCAUCAAGGGAGGGGCGAUGAAGGCUACGAGGGCGGGCACCAAGUGGGCACACGUCAGCUGUGCUCUGUGGAUCCCUGAGGUGAGCAUCGCGUGUCCAGAGAGGAUGGAGCCCAUCACCAAGGUGUCUCACAUCCCCCCCUCCCGCUGGUCUCUCAUCUGCAGCCUCUGUAAACUGAAGACUGGAGCCUGUAUACAGUGCUCAGUGAAGAACUGCACCAUCCCGUUCCAUGUGACGUGUGCCUUCGAGCACAGCCUGGAGAUGAAGACUGUCCUGGAUGAAGGAGAUGAGGUGAAGUUCAGGUCCUACUGCCUGAAGCACAGUAAGCCCAAGAACCAGGCCUCCUCCGACCCACCAGCCCCCGGCCUCAGCCCCGGUCAACCAGCCCACAGCAAGCAGUCCAAGGCAGGGGAGCCAGGCUCCGGUCUCAGUCCGGCCCGGCCCAAACCCCCCGUAGACCCAGAGAGGGGGGGCCUGAGGGCCCAGAGGUUGCUAGAACUAGAGGAGGAGUUUUCUACUCUGAUUCACCCUGAGGAGCUGGCCCUGAACCUGGGCCUUCCUCCCAGCCUGCUGGACUUCAUCUACCAAUACUGGAAACUGAAGAGGAAGAGCAACUUCAACCGUGCUCUGCUGCCCCCUAGUGAGGAGGAGGGUAACCUGCUGCUGUUGCCUCAUGAAGACAGCAUCCACACACGGAUGAGGAUGUUCAUGCACCUCCGACAGGACUUAGAGAGGGUGAGGAACCUGUGUUACAUGGUGAGUCGGAGGGAGAAGCUGAAACUGUCUCAGAGCAAGGCCCAGGAGCAGAUCUUCAACCUCCACGUCAAACUGCUCAGCCAGGAGAUCUCCGCUGGUCUGCCGGUGGACAGCAUGUUGUUCCGGCCUCCUCCCAGAAUCACCCUGACGCUGAAGAUGCCCAAAGUGUCGCUGGGUAACGGGAAGACCGGCUCCAAGUCAGUCAACGGCCCCCUGUGUCCAGAUAACAGUGGAAACGUUCACCGACGGAGUGGGGGAGGGAAGGGGCUGGGGAAGGGGAAGCCUCAGCUCCAUGGGCGAGGCAAGAGAGAGGAGUGCUCCAAUGGCAGCCUGCUGUCUGCUUCAGGUCAGUCACGUAGGGAGGGGAGUAAUGCCACUGGACCAACACUGACUAACCGUUCUGCCAGGGGCUCAGCCCUGACCAUUAAACAGACUGGCAAGCCUCUAAUGGGUAAACCGUUGACGCUCCACCCUGCCUUACAUGGCCACCCUUCCAAUGGAAACGGCAAACUGGACCAAGAGCGGACAGGCCCCGUCCCUAGACCCAACGGCGUAAUGGAGAAGACGGUGGGCGUGGCCCAGAAGGACAGCUCUUGUCAGACCCCCAGCGAACAGGAAACCAGCGAGGGUUCAGGGGUCAAGGCCAGCCAAUCAGUCAGCUUCAGUGAUUCCACCAUGGAGCACUUCAGCCGGUCGUUCAAGGAGGCGACGGUCAGCUUGGUGCGGACCACUGAGGACCUGCGGGGGGACAAGGUGUCCCAGGGGGGUAAAGGCUCCAGAUCAGCCCAGGACCGACCCUGGGCCAAACCAGUUCCCGGAGUCCCGCAGGGACUCGGUGGUACCAGAUCAGCCAAGGACCGACCCUGGGCCAAACCAGUUCCCGGAGUCCCGCAGGGAUUCGGUGGUACCAGAUCACCACCCUACAAGGAGACGGAUGGAUACUGCCCUGACCUGGAACUCAGUGACUCAGAGCCAGAGGCUAAAGGUCAGAGGUUGAGGCAGGGUAGGGUAAAGCAGAGCCUGGGGGGGUCCAGUAGGACCUCAGUACAGAGGUGA
Oncorhynchus keta (chum salmon) is the source of this 3168-nucleotide messenger RNA. Its product is annotated as protein Jade-3-like. Gene Ontology annotation, cellular component: histone acetyltransferase complex. The transcript is spliced from 12 exons. NCBI's taxonomy places the organism in Eukaryota, Metazoa, Chordata, Actinopteri, Salmoniformes, Salmonidae. The coding region runs from base 574 to 3168 and encodes 864 amino acids. Gene Ontology annotation, biological process: regulation of transcription by RNA polymerase II. The record is from RefSeq and is a predicted model, not a curated record.